Molecule: messenger RNA, 3779 nt
Organism: Oncorhynchus masou masou (cherry salmon)
Lineage: Eukaryota; Metazoa; Chordata; Actinopteri; Salmoniformes; Salmonidae
Exons: 10
Coding region: 336-1490 (384 amino acids)
Biological process (GO): apoptotic signaling pathway
Cellular component (GO): mitochondrion; membrane
Source: RefSeq, a predicted model, not a curated record
GUUAUGCCCAACGUUAUCAAUGAAUAAUACAUGUUUUUCUUGACCAAAUGCGACACAAUCCCAUUGCCUUCCAGUCAAAAACUACACUAACCGCGUUGUCUGCAUUGCGUUUUAUUUCACCCAGGACAAAGUGCAGAGUUGUGUCUCUCGCUUCACAUAUGCGACUCUGGCUGUAAACCUACACUCACUUCCCUGAAAUGGAAACUGGGCGGAGAUCUCGUUCCUGAAUCUCGAAAGUGAAAGUAUAAAAAGGAUUAUAGAAGGCUUUUUGUAGCUUGAUGGUUAACAUUAUCACAGGUUUGUAAACCGUGUAAGGCUUAUCAUUAUCGUAACCUAUGUGGGCUGUACAUGGACCGAUGAGAUUGCGCGCAUGUCGGCCCCUUCCUCAACUGUUCAUCGAGUGUGUGCCACGGACACCACCAUUUUUGAUCAAUGCUCAGGAGCCUCGGGACUGUCAGGAGCCUCGGGACUGUCAGGAGCCUCGGGACUGUCAGGAGCCUCGGGACUGUCAGGAGCCUCGGGACUGUCAGGAGCCUCGGGACUGUCAGGAGCCUCGGGACUGUCAGGAGCCUCAGGACCCGGAUGAUUCACAAAGAAUCAAACAGAACAGAAAAAGGAUAAUCAUUACAGGAGCAGCAGCAACAGUGGGAGCAACUGCAGCAGUGUUGGGGGCACCAGUAGCCCUGGGAGUGGCAGGUUUGACUACUGUUGGGGUUGCUGCUGGAGCAACUGCAGGGGGCACCGCAAUAGGAACGAGUACAAUUGCUGCAGCAGCAACAGCAACAGUGGGAGCAGUUGCGGCAGUGGCAAUGGCACCAGUUGUCCUAGGAGCGAUAGGAUUCACUGCUGGUGGGAUUGCUGCUGGAUCAUAUGCAGCAAGCAUGAUGUCUGCAGCGGCCGCGGUAAAUGGAGGUGGGGUAGCAGCAGGGGGUCUUGUUGCUGUUCUACAGUCAGCAGGUGCUGCAGGGCUUUCAGGAGCGGCUACAGCGGCGGUGGGAGGUGCUGGAGCUGCGAUUAGUGGAGCCUUGGGAUGGGGGGCCGCAGGAGCAGGGUUCUCAGGAGCGGCAGCAGCUACUACAGCAGCUACGGCAGGUGCUGCAGGGCUCUCUGCAACGGCUACAGCAGCCGCGGGAGGUGUUGGAGCAGCAGUUGGGGGAACAGCAGCAUGGCUGGCCUCAAAGCCAAGGACACCUGAAAAGGAGGAAGGAAAAGAUACAGGAGCAGCUACAGCAGCUGCUGCAGGAGGUGCCUCAGGAGAGGCUACAAAGGCUGUGGGAGGUGUUAGAGCAGCAGUUGUUGGAGCGUCUGAAGGGGAGGGAGGAGUCAAGGAGAGAGAGCUUUCAGGAACGACUACAGCAGCUGCAGAAGGUGCUACAGGGCUUUCAGGAGAGGCUACAGCAGCUGUGGGUCGUGUUAAAACAGCAGUUGGUGGAGCGGCGGGAUGGCUGUUCUCAAGAAUCAGGACGUCUAAAAAGGAGGGAGGAGAUUAAAGAGGGAAGAGAGAGGAUGAGAAGAGGGCCCUUUACAUAAAAAACUGUUGAUGUUAUGAAUGUUUUUUUUGUUGCUCCUUAAUUAUUUGUUAUUAUAUUUUUCUCAUUGGAAGGUUGCAAGUUCAAACCCCCGAGCCGACAAGGUACAAAUAUGUCGUUCUGCCCCUGAACAGGCAGUUAACCCACUGUUCCUAGGCCAUCAUUGAAAAUAAGAAUUUGUUCUUAACUGACUUGCCUAGUAAAAUAAAAAAAUACAAAAUUGCUAGCAAUACUAAGGAACAACCACACAAAUGUGACAGAGGAAAGAUUUAACAAUGGAAUUAUGAGUGGCGUCUUUAGGCCUAGAUUUCUGGGGCUUCAGCCCAAGAGGUUUUUGUUCCAGAAAGAAAUUGUUUUUCUGACUGAACCACAUAUCUUUUGACAGUAACGCAAUGUCCCGUUUUGGACUGAAGCUGAACUUUACAAUAUUAUAUUUAACCCUGUUUAAAAUGAGCAAUGUUGAGGUGGUAGAACUGACCAAAUGAAAUUAAUCGUAGACGUAUUAUAACCUAUUCCAUUCUACAGGUUAACGUGCUUGGAUCAUGUCUGUUAUUUCCAUAUAGACUAUGUAACUAUUUGUUUAAAAAAAUAAGAAAUAGUGAAUUUAUUUCAUUGGGCUGUAUUUAUUCACUUACCUACUUAGUUUUUCUAUCAUUGCUGUUGCGCUGUCAAGAGGAUAACCUGCAAGUUAGUAUUUCAUUGCACUGUUUACUCCAUUUACUCCAUGGCGGACUGCAAUAGCGUCGAAUAGUCCCUGCGAUAUGCAACUGUUCAGGGAAGUCAGGAACCAAUACACGCAGUCAGUCAGGAAAGCAAAGGCCAGCUUUUUCAAGCAGAAAUUUGCAUCCUGUAGCUCUAACUCAAAAAAGUUCUGGGACACUGUAAAGUCCAUGGAGAACAAGAGCACCUCCUCCCAGCUGCCCACUGCACUGAGGCUAGGUAACAUGGUCACCACUGAUAAAUCCAUGAUAAUCGAUAACUUCAACAAGCAUUUCUCAAUGGCUGGUCAUGCCUUACUCCUGGCUACUCCUACCUCGGCCAACAGCCGAGGUAGGACUUAUCCAGAGUAAGUCACUCUGGAUAAGAGCAUCUACUAAAUUACUAAAAUGUCAAUGUAAAAUGCCAGGGGGGGGCAGCCAGAAAGAAAGGGGAAGAGAUGGCCAGCUUUGUGGUUAGAUUGUAGGUGAAUAGUUUUAUUUUUUUAAUACAUAGGCCCUUAACUUGGAACUAUCCAUCCCGGAUCUGGGAGAAUUGUCAUCAACUAUACUAAUUAGCAUAGCGCAACGGUAAAAAAAAAAUACUAGAAAAUAUUCAUAUUCAUGAAAUCACAAGUGAAAUAUAGUGAAACACAGCUUAGCCUUUUGUUAACCACCGUGUCAUCUCAGAUUUUGAAAUGAUGCUUUUACAGCCAAAGCAAGACAAGCAUUUGUGUAUUUUUAUUGAUAGCCUAGCAUAGCACUAUGUCCAGCUAGCAGCAGAAAGCUUGGUCACGAAAAUCAGAAAGGCAAUCAAAUUAACCAUUUACCUUUGAUGAUCUUCGGAUGUUUUCACUGACGAGACUCCCAGUUAGACAGCAAAUGUUCCUUUUGUUCCAUAAAGAUUAUUUUUAUACCCAAAAUUCAGUAGGAGCGAGAGAAAAAUGACUACCUCUGUCUUUUACGCAAGAAUCACUCUGAGAGCCCUCAGCUGGCCACUUACGCAAUGUAGUCGUUUACGCUCAUUCUUCAAAUCAAAGGCCUGAAACUACGUCUAAAGGCUGUAGACACAUUAGGGAAGCCACAGAAAAAGGAAUCUGGUUGAUAUCCCUUUCAAUGGGCAAUAGGGAUACAUAGAAAGACAGGGGUUUCAAAAUAAGAGUCACUUCCUGAUUGGAUUUUUCUCAGGAUUUCGCCUGCAAUAUCAGUUCUGUUAUACUCACAGACAAUUUUUUUUACAGUUUUGGAAACUUUAGAGUGUUUUCUAUCCUAAGCUGUCAAUUAUAAGCAUAUUCUAGCAUAUGGUCCUAAGAAAUAGGCAGUUCACUUUGUGGAUGUUAUUUUUCCAAAAAUAAAAAUAGUGCCUCUUAGUUUCAAGAGGUUUAAUUGUGUCCUCAAAUGUUGUCAUCUAAAAAUCUCACAUUAGCUGGUAGAACUGAUGAGGUUGUAUAUCUUAUUAGUUUCUACAUUUUUUUUUUAAAUUUUUUGCUCAUGUAAUUGUAUAAGGCCAAACGGUUUGGUGGGGAUAUAGCUAUAAUUAAAACAUGGAGAGACA